ACAUCCGUGGGAGAUACGGGCUCAUCCACACCAGAGACUCGGGUCCGGCUUUUACUGUAGGUGUAGCUGUACAUGCUGCUUGACACCAGCGACUGUGCUUAAGACCUGUGGAAGGGGGACGCUCACGCUCGCCUGGACCAUGAGCAAUGAGUCUACCGUAUGGAAAAACCUAACUGAAACCACCACCAAUGUUCCAGAAGACCCUGGCAAACAGGACAGCUAUGUCCUCCUGCUGGUCCUGCUGUCAGUCUUCCUCGGGGGGAUGCUGGUCGUGCUGUCCGUGCUGCUGAUCAUCUGCCGUCGCUGCUGCGAGGGAGACCGCCGCUACUCCAGGGCCGGCGAUGACCCGGAGAAGACCAACACCACGUACCUGGAGGAGUCGCAGCCGGUGCAAGAGAUCACCAUCCGGGUGGAUGAGUCGGACUGCCUGUCGGCCGCCAGCAGCCAUGACACGGAGACGGAGCGCUUCCUGACGACGGGCACCACGGGCCGGCGCGUCUCCUUUAACGAGGCGGCGCUGUACGACCACGGGAAGAAGACGCAGGAGAAAGGUCGAAGGUACACUCUCACCGAGGGCGACUUCCACCACCUGAAAAACGCCCGACUCACCCACCUCCACCUGCCCCCGCCCGCCCUGAAGAUCCUCACCAUCCACGAGUGCGAGUCAUCGGAGAACAGCAUCGCCAUGACGACACGCCCCGCCUCCAAGUCCAGCCUCUCCAUCUUCCAGCCCUCCAUUUGCCCCCUGCCCCAGACGGCCCUGACCAGCCUGAGCAUCAGCCCCAGUUCUGCCCUCCCGGGAGACGCCCUCAACUCCGUGGUGGACAGCAGCUUCAGCGAGAGUCCCCCGGCCCCCGGCCCUGAGGGCCCCCGGGCCAGCUCUAUCGAGGUGAUGGGGGCCGGGGCCCGGAUCGGGGGCAGCCCGGGCGGUGCGAGUGAAGGGGCCGUGGCCUCUGGCGCCCCCUCUGGCGGAUCUGGGCAGGGCACGGUGCUGCAGUUCUUCACCAAGCUGCGGCGCCACGCGAGUCUGGAGGGCGCCAGCCCCUACUUCAAGAUCAAGAAGUGGAAGUUCGACAGCAGCCAGCGGGCCUCCAGCCUGGACACCAGAGGGUCCCCGAAACGGCGGCAGUUCCAACGGCAGAGGGCGGCCAGCGAGAGCAUGGACCAGGAGGAGAGCGAGGGGCGCGAGGCGCACCACAUCGACCUCAUCCAGUACAUCGCGCGCGCGCACGACAUCCCCUACUGCCCCGGCCGCGCCUCCCCCGGCUUCCUGUCCCCCCCCUCCACGCCACCACCCUCCCUCGGCAGGUUAGAGGUGGAGGUGGUGGUGGAGCCUAGCUGCAGUGGCGUGAGAGGAGUGAUUGGCUUGUCUCCGGAGCCCCAGGAGGAGGGGCUGGGGGUGGGACUCGGGGCAGGGCCCGGGGCCGGGUCAUCCUGCCUCAAGGAGAGCUCGGAGCCCCAGACUCUGUACCGCGACAUCUGGACCCUGCGGGCUUCGCUGGAGCAGUACGCCUCGUCCGACCAGAGCAGCAACAACGACCGCGAUUCGGUGCGGAGCGACGCGGACAGCGUGUGCUCGCUAGGGGGCGCCACCGAGAAGGGGGGCCUGCCCAGCUACCCCUCCCAGGACAUCGGAGACGAGCCAGACGGGGACGCCGAGCCGCCCCGGGCGGAGGCGGGGGACAAGGCGGGGAAGCAGGACAGCGUGGACUCGGAGAGGGGCAGCGACGGCGAGUCGGGCAACCGCAAGCUGCUGCAGAUGGACAGCGGCUACGCCUCCAUCGAGGCCCCCUGCAGGGCGCCGGAGGAGCUGCGGCUGUUCGGCAGCACGGCGGCGACGGGGCCCAAGGACAAAACGGCGUCGGAGAAGAGGCGCUUCUUCACCAACUCCGGGCGCAAGGGCACCGUGUGCGAGAGCGUGGAGGCGGCGGGGGAGAUGUUCGAGGAGGAGCUGGAGGACGAGGCGGUGGGGGGCAGCCUGGAGGUCCAGAGCCCGCUGGGGUGGGCCCCGUACGGGCAGAUGCUGGCCCCCCGGGAGGCGCAGCCCCACCCCCACCUCCACCUGCACCGGCGGGACUACAGCAUCGACGAGAAGACCGACGCGCUCUUCCACGAGUUCCUGCGGCACGACCCCCAGUUCGACCAGCAGGAGUCGCCGCUGCGCACCAAGCACCGCUCGCGGGUGCACCUGCGGAAGCAGUGGCAGCGCUCCAAGCAGUACAGCGACCCCGGCGUGCGCUUCACGCCGGCCCUGGAGAGGCAGAGGCACCCGCUGCGGCGGGGCGACAGCGCCAACUACCCGCUGGACACCUGCUACCACAGCACCCUGCCCCGCAUCGUCAGCGCCCCCGACGAGGAGGCCAGCGAGGGGGGCCCCAGCGCCGCGCAGACGCCCGGGGCGGGCGAGGAGGAGGAGGAGGACAGGAGGAGGGUCAGCCCCAGCAGCAGCGGCAGCGGCCGGACCAUCAAGGAAGAGGAGGACCGCGCCUCCUGCUCGCCUCCCCCCGCCUCCGAGCAGCUCGAGCCCGCCGAGGAGGGCGGCAGGCAGGCCGGGCAGCCCCCCGAGCCCGCCGCCCCGCCCCCCGCCCCGGGCUACGGCCCUCAGACCAUCGCGGACGAGCUGACGGACAAGCUGACCGCCACCCUGGAGGAUCGGCUGUACACCGGCCUCCGCAGGGUCAAGGACAGUCAGGAGUGCACGGUGACCGUCGCCCGCGUCUCUCCCGACCACAGCCCAGUGUAGCAUGACUCCGACUCGCCACCCCCCCCUCGCGCUCGCCCAAAAACAAGCCUCUGUGUUCCGUUUUGCUCUCCGGGCAACUGUAGAGCAGGGUUGCCCAACCAUGUUCCUGAUGACCAACCGUCCUGUAGGUUCACGACAGGGCAGCCGACGGCCUAGUGGCUAAGGUCCAUGACUGGGACCCAGAAGUUUGGUGGUUCAAGCCCCAGUGUAGGUAUGAUAGAUCCUCACAGCUGUUGGGCCCUUGAGUGAGGCCCUGCAUUCAGGGGGGAUUAUCCCCUGCUUAGUCUAAUAACCUGAAAGUCACGUCAAAUAAAAGCUUCAGCUAAAUAACAGACUACUAUAUUUAUAACCCCAACAAAGCAUGCCUCAUUCAACAGCUGGAAAUCUCGUUGAGCGGCGAAUUGGUACAAUCAGGUGUGUCGAAUUAUGGUUGAACCAUAAACCUCCAGGAUGGUAGAUCUUCAGGAACAGAAUUGGGCAGUCCUGCUGUAGAGUCUCUCUCCCACCUCCAACCGAGAAAGAAACACCUUAAAACGCGGUACACAGUUACCCAGAUCUCAACAGCCCCCGCCAAAUUAUUCCAACAUUCGUGUCACUGCUUCACAGCCUUUCUCCAAGUGAGGCAAGUGAUCGUUUUAAGAGCCAAUACGCCCUCUGCACUAGUAAUGCCACUGUGAAAUCAGGUGCUAUCAGACUUGCUCGCACUUCCGCUGCAGAGACAAGACGAAUCAUACUCCUGUCCACCAGGGCAACAAGGCUCCAUUGGCUUGAGUUUUAGCAUUUAGCGUUAGCGUUCUUUUGCAGCCUUUACUUUGCAUCGUUUGCAUUACGUUUACAAAUUAAGUUUGCUAGUAGAGCUCAAUAGGACCAGCAUUCAUUCUCUUGCUGCACGUGAUAUUCAUGAAGCUUUCUGGGCCAUUUCGCAUUUGGCAUAAUGUGUAGUAAAGAAAAUGCUAUCGUUGUCGUAAAAAAACGUCCGCCGUUUGUGUCCAGAUCCCGAUCAGGUCAUAACUACAAUUCAAUUCAAUUCAAUUUAAUUCAAUUAGUAUAGUGCUUUUUUUUAGGAAGGGCAUUGUCACAAAGCAGCUUUACAGAGAUCCAGGCCUGAACCCCAGACAGGAGAAGAUUACAGACACUAGUUUACAUGCAUGAAGAAUCGGGCAGUGAAGGUACGCCCUUGGCCCAUAAGACGAGAUGGAUGCAGCCGCCAUGCAGCUUUCUCUCAGUUUAUCAGACAUUUGCAUUUCAUUUCUGUGGAAUAUCAUUAUCGCGGCAGCGCGGACGUCAGAAAACCAUGUUUUAUGGUAGAGAUACACAAUCUGCUGAUGUGAUUUCCUGUCGUACUGGUGAAGUAUCUGGAGGAUCUGUUUAGGGGAACUUCCCUUUCAUGCCAUGGUGGAGAAGAACAGAGCUUACAAGUGAUAUGUUGUUUGGUCUCGGGUCAGACCUGUGUAUAGCAACAUUAUACAUUGUGGGGCAAUAUAUAGGGCAAUACUGUAAUACAAUUGGUUUUUCAUCUCAAGGGAGCAAAUCUGAGAUGAUUCGUUGCACAGUUUUCAAAGUCAUGGUUAUAUCACCCCAUGGUUAUAUUCCCAGAUGUAGACGGUCAGUUGUUGUGGUCAGGACUCGAUGAUGAGCUACCUGUGCUGUCCAGUUUUCCAAAUGUAGUUUACAGUAUAAUUACAUCGAUACAUGGACGGAUUGAAAUGGAGAGAAAUUGCACUAUGACACGGGGUAGGGAACGGGAGGGUUAAUUUCUCAGACACAGAUUCCCCACUGCACCAAAUCCAAAAGGCUCCUUUUUUAAAGUGUCCUUGUCGUGAAGUGUUUUCGGUGGGAUUGGGACAGAGCUCGUAUUCAGGGAAGCACUGACUGGAUAAAAAUCGACCGAUUGCCAAGUGAGGUAACGAUUGUGAGAACCGACGAUUGUCGUUUUAUAUCACUGUAUGUAUUUAUUUCCAUGUGCAUUUUGUUGUGCGAGUGUUUUUUUUCUUUAGAAAUAAGCCAAUACAAUCACAUUUAGGACUCACCUUAUAAGAGGAACACAUAUAAUGGCGUGUUCCUCUGUUCAGUGUUCUUCCAUGCCAAAUACGUUUUGGUGCUGUGGACGGCACUACCCUGCCUUACUGCGAAUGUUAGGACCAUGUGUAAGGCAUCCGAAGCGACAGUAUUAAUUCAGUGUUGGUUGUACUGGCUUGUGUCACAUACAUAGGGGCUUAUAUUGGGGCCCAAAUGAGACUACUGCCAUUCUGUUGCGUUUGUUUUUUUAUCCUCUUUGGGAAGGCAUGUCGUUGAAUGCAUGUAUUUCACAAAUGAGCUUUGUGUACACAUUUCGGUUGAUUUUCAUUUAGGUGAAUGUUGACGAGGUAAUCUCAAC
Conger conger (European conger) is the source of this 5120-nucleotide messenger RNA. RefSeq names its product CACN subunit beta associated regulatory protein b (gene cbarpb). The transcript is spliced from 10 exons. Gene Ontology annotation, biological process: negative regulation of calcium ion-dependent exocytosis; negative regulation of voltage-gated calcium channel activity. Gene Ontology annotation, cellular component: secretory granule; plasma membrane. Gene Ontology annotation, molecular function: transmembrane transporter binding. The record is from RefSeq and is a predicted model, not a curated record. Lineage: Eukaryota; Metazoa; Chordata; Actinopteri; Anguilliformes; Congridae. Bases 140 to 2743 code for a protein of 867 amino acids.